Molecule: messenger RNA, 895 nt
Organism: Alosa alosa (allis shad)
Lineage: Eukaryota; Metazoa; Chordata; Actinopteri; Clupeiformes; Clupeidae
Exons: 4
Coding region: 14-895 (293 amino acids)
Source: RefSeq, a predicted model, not a curated record
CUACAGGUCAAAAAUGAGGGCCCUGGGACACGAAGAUGUCAAGUUGAAUUCUGGUAAACGUGUAAGACACUCUGUUGGUGGGGAGCCACCAAACAAGAGCAUCAAGAAACCGAAAAAAGGGGAAGUCAAUUUCCUACCCAAUUUUCCAGACGGACAUGAUGCCACGAGCCUUGAAAAGGCCCGACAACUACUGGUGGAUGAGAUGAAAAAGAAGAACCCAGAUGCAGUCUUCAUCAAUCAGAAGAUGGACUUCACGUUGUCUCUUAGAAGAAAGGAGGUUGUGAUGGACAAGCCUCCUGUAAGCCAGAUGAUACAGCGUUGGCCGGCACUCUUUGUUGAAAAUCAGGUCUCCCAGGAAUUCAGCAGAGUGGUAGGGAAAAACCUGAAACAGGAAUUCUAUGAGUCUCUGGAUCGUCUUUGCCCUAAACUGGUUGAAAUCAUCAGGUCAAAGAGAGGUCUAAAGGGACAACUUCUGGAUGGUCUGUUGCGUCAAACAAAGACAUCGGACACUGCUGACAUCAGAUGCCUUGUCCUGAGAGGGCUUCCAAUACUCUUUGAUGACAACUCAGCUGAUUUCUUCAAGACUUGCUUUGUCACUGAUGACGAGGACGUAUACAGACACAUUGGAAUAGGAAUCCUCUGCUUCACUGAGGAAGAUGUUGCACCACAUCCUCUGACUCCAUCUUCUGUAGGAAUCGUCUUGGAGGGGACUCUUGUGAUGGACAAUCUGGACAUUCCAAAUGCCAUGUGCCUUCUGUUUGGCCUGACCUAUGCACUCCACUUAAAUUAUCCUAAGUGCAUGACCAACACAUUCCGUUUCAUUCAACAGGUCCUGUUGAGCAUUGAGAAGACUGAGCUAAAAGGGAAAGUAUUAACACUGACAAAUCAGCUGUAA